Postia placenta MAD-698-R-SB12 is the source of this 156-nucleotide messenger RNA. RefSeq lists its product as hypothetical. The annotation marks the transcript as partial. The record is from RefSeq and is a predicted model, not a curated record. The transcript has 2 exons. Lineage: Eukaryota; Fungi; Basidiomycota; Agaricomycetes; Polyporales; Adustoporiaceae.
GUGUUCAUCAUCCACUGGAACGUAGCGGGGGAAUUACACAGCCCAAAGAACAUCACUGUUUUUCCGGGUACGAUGAAUGCUGCCUUCCAUUCGUCCCCUUUCUUGAUUCGGACGUUGUUGUAUCCGGCACAAAGGUCCAUCUUCGUGAACACCUUG